Talaromyces proteolyticus is the source of this 769-nucleotide messenger RNA. Its product is annotated as putative cytidine deaminase. Bases 89 to 487 code for a protein of 132 amino acids. The record is from RefSeq and is a predicted model, not a curated record. Lineage: Eukaryota; Fungi; Ascomycota; Eurotiomycetes; Eurotiales; Trichocomaceae. Gene Ontology annotation, molecular function: zinc ion binding; cytidine deaminase activity. The transcript has a single exon. Gene Ontology annotation, cellular component: cytosol.
CUUUUCGAGUGUUACCGUGAAAUAGUCAACUUUCUGUUUUCUGCCUCCAUCUGAAAUAAUCAUAUCGGAAGUGCCCCCGGUUUUGACAAUGCCUCUUUCCACCGCAGAAGCAGACCUCAUUAAACAGGCAGAGUCAAUCAUCGACAACAUUCCAGUAUCCGACAUUCACAGCGUUGCCAGCGCUGCCAUUAGCAGUGACGGGAAAAGCUUCACAGGCGUCAAUGUCUACCACUUCACAGGCGGCCCGUGUGCGGAACUUGUCGUUCUAGGCAUUGCAGCAGCUGCCGGGGUAUCGAAACUGACCCAUAUAGUCGCCGUGGCCAACGAGAAACGCGGGAUUCUGAGUCCUUGUGGACGCUGCCGUCAAGUGCUUUAUGAUCUACAACCAGACAUCAAAGUCAUCGUGGCGGAAUCCGAUGGAGGAGGGCCGAGGGCUGUGCCGAUCACGGAUCUGCUUCCUUAUGCAUAUUCUAACGACGAAGCAUAAGGUGUCAAGAAUCAGCACAACGCGUCUUUAGAAUUGAGAUUAGAAAUGAUCAAUGAAAUAAGAGGAUGGUAUGGAUUCGGACGAUGUCGACAAAAUGCCAUCAUGACAGCAAACAUCUGUCGAUUCAGUUCGGCAAAAUGGUGUUUUUUUCUUCAUAGACCACAAGUAGUUAUUUGACAAUAAUGAGAAGACUUACAUAUGCUAUAUGUAUGUUACAGUCGUAGUCAUUCUAUUAAAUGCUGCUCGUUGGCAAAAAUUUCCAAUUCAUAACUUCUGUUUUCA